AUGGCGAUCAUGAGAUUGAAGAGAGGGAUUAAGGUAGAGGUGUGGAGGAAGAGUGAAGCAAGUCUGGGCUCUUGGCGGUGUGCUGAGGUCAUAUCUGGUAACGGGCACACCUAUGAAGUCAAGCAUGAAAGUUACCAACCUGGCAUGGCUGCAGAAACUGAAAGAGUAUCGAGGAAAUUCAUUAGGCCAUUGUCUCCAUCGGUGGUUGGUUUGACGAAUUGGACUCCUGGUGACAUCGUAGAAGCAUUCGAGAACCACUCAUGGAAGCAUGCGAGAGUGUCAAGUGUGGCUGUUGGGGACUACUAUUUCGUUAGAAUCAUUGGAUCUUGUAAGCUAAUCAUAGCUCAUAAAUCUGAACUUAGGGUGCAACAAUCUUGGGAAGACAACCACUGGGUUAUAAUUCGGAAGGACUCUAGUAGAUUUAAGGAUUCAAAGGUCAUAAGGCGGUCUAAUGUCGCAGAGGAUUUCAACCAUCAUACCGCUCCGCCUACAAGAAAAGUGAAAGUGUAUGAGGUUCCACUUAAAGAACACCAUGGUCUGGAGGUAGCCCAGAGGAAAAGGCGCAGCGUCUGCAUGGCACCUGUUGAGUUACGCAAGCAUGCUUCCAUGAAUCACAGAGAAUUUGGAUCUACUGAUGCCCUAGAAGGAAAUGAUACUCACAGAAUCUCAUCCUCUGUGGGUAGCUGUAGUCCUUGCGGUGGUGUUUAUUCAUCAUCCUGCCAUCUUACAACUUGUCCAACUCAAGAUAAGUCACCUGAUCAUCACUUAGAAUUGCAUGCCUACCACUGUACCAAGAUGGCAUUGUAUUCAUCUGAACACUUAACUUGGGAGCAAGAAGCAUUCUUGACACAGCUCCGCCUUCAGCUCCGUAUUUCAAAUGAUGAACAUCUAGCAGAGCUAAAGCAUCUAGCAUCCGCUCAAAGUGAUAGACAGAGUUAUGCCUAA
Molecule: messenger RNA, 945 nt
Organism: Phoenix dactylifera (date palm)
Lineage: Eukaryota; Viridiplantae; Streptophyta; Magnoliopsida; Arecales; Arecaceae
Source: RefSeq, a predicted model, not a curated record